AUGAAGUUGCUGGGCACAUCGGGCUUCCUAGGAUUUGAUCUUGGAAUCCAGCUUGUGGCCUCCUUUGCCAGUCCCUCCUUCGAUAUCAUCAGGAAUGCCGGAACGUCGGCGUUUGCAUGGGAGAUUGAGAUCUGGGCAGUUCUUGCACCGGAUACAGAGAUUCAAGGGCACCGGCCCUUGCAACAGCAAAGCUGUAUGCGCAAGGGGGCCUUUCCCUCGCCAUCACCUCUACGUGCGCAUGUCGGCUCGGGAGGGGAGAUGGAUGUGGUUGUGGCUGUGGUGGGGGCGCUCUCCCGCUUCUCACGACAAACCAAGAUGGUCAAGGUGCUUCUGCACGCCGGCGCCAAGAUAGAAGCCAAGGACAAGGACGGCAGGACGCCGCUCCACACGGCCGCAAGCCGAGGACAAACCAAGACGGUCAAGGUGCUUUUGGACGCCGGCGCCAAUAAAGAAGCCAAGGACCAGGACGACCAAACUCCGCUCCAGGCAGCGCACUUUCAGCACGAGACCAUCAGAGUGCUUGUGGACGCCGGUGCCAAAGUCAAUGCGUCGGACCCGCCUUUACAGGCUGAGGAGUAUCCGCUGAUUUUCGGUAGCAGUCCGUUCUCCAACAUCAAGUGCGUGCGGCCGCCUGGAAAUCUCACUUGCCCGACAGAGGUUUCUCAGGCCGAUGGCCCAGACGGCUCCAAGCAUACGUUUAAAGUCUUCUUUGACAGAGAUGGAUUGAUUUGCUCGACUAGCUUGGAUCCUUGGAAAGUGAAUCUUGUGGUUCGUUGCAAGCAGGCACCGCAUGCGGUCCUGUCGUCGAAGGACCUCCGAGUGGCGGCAAGUCAUGGCGACACGGCCAGGGUCAAGGAGUUGCUCGCCCAGGGUGCCGAUCCCAAUGACAAGGACCAGUACGGCUGGACUUCGCUCCGCUGGGCCACAUACACAAAGCACCCCGAGACGGCCAAGGUGCUUGUGGAUGCUGGUGCCGACGUCAAUUCCCAGGCACUGCCGGGCAGCCCAGAACCCCGUAUGCAGCUUGCUAUCGGCAGCAGCCUACACUCUCCCACGAAAUGCGCUCCAAACCCUUUCAAUCUGACCUGUGAUGACGAAGCACAAAUGGGAAGGGGAAAGUGGCCAGAGACGUUCCAAGUGUAUCAAGACGGAGACCAGGUCUGUGCACAUCGUAUAGACUUCGAGAAGCCGUGGGGAGUUCACUUGGUGCUGCACUGCCGCCUUCGUGGACAGAAGCCAGAUGCCUGGACGCACGCGGAAAGCCACAGAUCCUUUCGAACGGUCACACAAGGGCCUGAGGCUUUGGCCGAGCUGGUGAUCGGUAGCAAUCUGGAGUCCGACAUCAAAUGCGUCCGGCCAAGUGCAAAGCUCUCUUGCCCGACGCACAUUUCUCAGGCAGCACGUGGCUUUACGUUUAACGUCCACGAGGACGACCAAGGAAGGAUUUGUGCAAAGCGUACCGAUACCUCAUCUCCUUGGGGUAUGCAUCUGGUGAUUUCUUGCACAAUUGUGAAGGCUGGACAUUGGAGGACAGCAACACACGAGGGCCCGCGCAAGUUCACGGACUCUUAUGAGUUUGUAGUUGGCAGCAGUUGGUCUUCUUCGACCAAGUGCGUGGAUGAUCCGGGACACAUCUACUGCGAUGACAAAUCCUUUGCCGCUACUUCUUGGGUCACAGAGAGGUUCCAUGUCUACCACGAGAAGAGCAAGAUCUGCGCUCGUCGGACAGACAGCGAUAAUCCUUGGAGUCUUCACGUGGUCCUGCAGUGCUUGCCCGUAGCCAAGGCAUGGCAGAAACGCGUCGACAGAGUCUACGGCGAAACUCCACUGCACGAUGCUGCAGUCCAAGGAUCAACCGAGACGGCCAAGGUGCUUCUGGGCGCAGGCGCUGAUGUCCACGCCAAGGAGAAGUACGGCAAAACUCCACUCCACGACGCUGCGUACGCCGGACACCCCGAAACUGCCAAGGUGCUUGUGGACGCCGGUGCCGAUGUCCAUGCCCAGGACUUCUUCGGCAAUACUGCGCUCCACGAUGCUGCACUCCAAGGACAAACCGAGACGGCCAAGGUGCUUUUGGCCGCAGGCGCCGAUGUCGAUGCCAAGGAUGUAUACGGCGACACUCCGCUCCGCGAGGCUGCGUGGAAAGGACACCCCGAAGUGGCCAAGGUGCUUGUGGACGCUGGUGCCGACGUCGACGCCAAGGAUAAGAACGGUGAAGCUGCACUCCACAAGACCGUGAAGAUGCUCAUAGACAAGGGCGCCGACGUCCACACCAAGGAUUGGCGCAACGAAACUUUGAUGCACUGGGCGAUAUCAGGAGCACAUCAUGGCACCGUCAAGAUGCUCGUAGACGCCGGAGCUGUCAACACCGAGGACUUCAAAGAUGCGGUGGGCAAGCUUGGCUGCCUGGAAGGGCUCACUCUAGCCUGGAUCAAGCAGGGCGGCCGCCUUGACAACUUGCCUCCGGAUGCCAACACGGCACGCAACUGCGCGUUGCGCUCGAUGAGCUACGUGCACAAGCUGCAAUCGGCCUUUUGCCAUUGGCAGACAUACGCUUGGACUGCAGGCGCGCUGGCCGCGGCCUUGCUCGCCGUGGCCGUCGAGGGCCGCUACGUUCGUGCAGCCUGGGCUGGGUACCGCAGAGUCGAAGACGCAGGGGCUGGAGCCGAGCACUUCCUUCGUGGUGCCAGGCUACUGGUGGCAAAGGCGAGGACGCGCUACAAAGGCCUCAAGCUUGCCAUGCGCGCCAUGGAAGUUGCAGCGAACGGCUGCCUGAUAAUCGGAGCCGGCAUGAUCGUUGUUUGGUGGCCGUACUGGCUUCCGGCGUGUCUCAUGGUCUUCGGAUGCAGAGCUUGGUACCAUCACGGCCUGCAGCCUUUGCUGCAGGCACCCAUCCUGAGCAUUGCCAGAACAAGCGGCCGGAGCGCCAUUGCGCUCUUGCAGCUCACGGUUCUUGGCGGCCUUGUGGUUUUCAUGAUGUGGUGGCCACGGGACAAUGUAGCGUACCACGUGAACUGGGCCAGGAAUCCGCUGGAAAGAGACAUCCACCAGACCCUGUCCACUGUUUGGCCGCAGCAAAAUUUGGCCAUCGACUUCCGGGCCACGCACCCUCCACAAACUCCAACAAGCUGGCUCCAAGCACCGUGGCUCUACGCCAUGACCAUCCGGACCAUCGCAGAGUACUGUCUGUACACCCUGUUGGCCUUCAUGGCCAUCUACGUGGUCUGCCUGGUGGUACUCAGUUGCCACGACGCAUGCUGUGCGGCACCGAAGACUUCGGACAUAGAGCAUGGCAGCCGACACCUGCUGGUUGAGGGCUUCGAUGACAAAGCCCUGCUAACGGACCUCCCCAGGCUGAGAAAAGAAACGUGGCUGCCACGAGGCAUCACCGAGCUCUUCGAUGCGAUCCUGGUGAAGCUCCUCUUCAUUUCCUUGGACUUGCUUCUGGACUUCAAUACUAUCUUGAGCCUUCUCAUGUCGAGGAACUACAAGUUCGCCGGCUCCCUGACCUUCGUUGUGGCUCGCAGCACAUUCAAGCAGCUCGAGAACUUGGGCGGAUUCAGGGAGGCGUUGAAUGAGAGCCUCGAGCGUGGGAUUCUGCACGAACAGGUGCUUCAAAUCUUCGACGAGGAGAAGGGUUCCGAGGCCUUCUUCAGCCUCAUCAUCACGUCCUACAGCUACGUGUUCUGUGUGCAAACGGCAACACAGGCCAUUUUGCAAGGUUUCAGCAUUGUUUUAAGUAUAUACGGCCUCGCGGUGUUCUUGGUGGAGAGAUUGGAUCUCGACUUUGAGCCGCCAGAGGGCCCUGAGGAGUCCCCUGUUUCGCCGCACACAACUUUGUUGCAGUCUCGCGGCCCGGGCACGAAACCCCAGACCCACGACCCGGACCCCGAAGCUGCUCCGGGAGCUUAG
Molecule: messenger RNA, 3912 nt
Organism: Symbiodinium natans
Lineage: Eukaryota; Dinophyceae; Suessiales; Symbiodiniaceae
Source: the annotation of a GenBank genome assembly